GUGUUUGGCGAAAAUCCAAUUCGUUUUGUUUUGGCGGGUUUAUCCCUUUCGUUGCUUUAUUUGUUAGAUGCCAUCUAUAGGUCUAGAGUUGAUUUUUCCACCUAAUUGUAAGCCUAUAAAUGGUGAUUUAUCAAAAGAAGAAUUAAGAAGACGCCUGACUGAGCUCUGUAACGCACUAGACAUUGUUAUCGAGGAUGAAGGAAAAUCAACAGAAACUUCACUGGAUGGAGAGAGAUUAUCGAUUUCACAGGACCACACAAAAUAUAAAGGGCUGUUCCUUCUACUUGGGUCACCAGAGUUCCUGAAACAUGCAGACAGAGAUAUUCAAUUAAGAGUCGGUGUAUGUAUUUGCAAGCUACUUAAAAUAUUUUGCCCAUGCAAUCCUCUUUCUGGUUUAUCUGAGGAAAAAGUUAUGACAAAAGAAAUCCUGUUUUUCUUAAUUGAUUGUAUUGGAUUACUUUCAAACGUGAAGACGAAAACCGAUGCUGUAUACAUCAAACUUCAUACAAUGAUUUAUAUUUGUGCUCAAAUUGAUGUCUUCAUGUGGUGUUCGUUUUUGGAAGAUGAAUCUGUCCUAUUCAGCUUCGUCAAAAUGGUUUUUGCUAUUGUGAAAAACCUUGAUGUCUGGUCUUGGACUGAUAGUUCCAUCGUUCGCCAGAUGAUUUUGGACAUGGCUGUUAAGGUUAUCAUCCAGUCUGAAAAAUUCCUGUCUUCUGAUGUAGUCACUUUUAUACUUCAGUAUCUAAUAGAACCUGCAAAAAGUACUCAACCGGCUCAGCAUACAUUCGCUCGAGACUUAAUAAUAAGGACUGCUGAUCAGCUGGAAUAUCGAAUUCAAAUGUUAUUGCAAAACUCUCUAAUUGUGGGCAAAUGUAAUGGAACCCAAAUGAAAACUGAAGGUAAGUUCAUCCAUUCUCCUGUAGAGCUUUUGGAAGACAGCAGCGGAGGAAUACCUGAUGUGGAUGAAUCUAAAAAUGAUGAGGAAAAUCCUGAUUUACUUGGAGAGCACGCAUUUCUAAUCAUUUACGCUUUGCACACAAUACAAAGCAGUAUAGUAGCGCCAAUACUUCCGACUAUUGAGUUAAAGCUAAAGUCGCCUAUUGUACGUGAGCGUAAACGAUCUUUCAGAUUAUUAGCACGCUUAUUUUCUGAACCGAAUUCUUUACUUCACAGGAGAAAUCCAAGUCUUUGGGAUGCAUUCCUGGGGCGCUUCAAUGACAUUGAUAGUGAAGUCCGCAAGUUAUGUAUUCACAUGUUGCCUCAGCUUUUAAAACAGAACCAGGAUUUAGUUCAUGAACAGUUGCUGACCAAUUUCCAACAGCGCAUUUAUGAUCCCGAUGAAGAAGUCCGACUUUUAGCUUUAAAAACAAUGACUGGUCUUAUUAAACAAUCUGAAAACGAAGUUAGCGAUGAUGCAUUCGAAUUGUUAAAGGAGCGUUCUCGAGACAAGACCCUGUCUAUUCGUAAAGAAGCUUCUUCCGCUUUAGCUUCGCUGUAUAAGGGUGGUUUGCAGUCGGGAUGUUUAUCGGCUUCAAAGUCAGCUUCCGCACUAAACACGAUUUUGCACUUGUACUAUCAAAACUCAACUGAUGACAAGCUUAUUGUUGAACGUUUAUUAAAGAGCUCAAUCAUUCCGUACCAUUUUGAAAAUGCUGUCCGUGUACAAGCCUUAUUCCGCUGUUACAGUUUGAUGGAUGAAGCUUCUAUCAAAGCUAUGCAGGAAAUUUUUAAAACCCAAUAUGUUGCCCUCAAACUUCUUCGGGAUGUUGUCAAGUUGUUAACCGACCAACGCGAUGCGAAAAUUCCUUCCGAAGUUAAUACUGAAAUAAUGGGUGUCAUACAGCAUCUUAGUAUUUUGAUACCGAAAUCAGAGAAGUCAGUUGAACAUCUGAAACGUUUCUUCAAUCAAGUGCAUACAGAUAAAACACUAUGGAAUCAUUUAGUUAAACUGACUAAGCCGCAGACCACUUGUGCUCAGGCAACAACAGCGUUGAGGGAUAUAUUAAAAAAAAUAGGGACGGCAGCAGAAAAUCCCAAUAGUGCCAAUGAUAACCAAACAAACUACGCACGUGUUGUAAAGAUUUUACUAGAACGAUGUUCACCUGUUCUUUUUGAUCGUAAUUUUGGCACAGAAUUAGUCAAUCAGCUAUUUGUCAUCAAGAAAACUGGUUGCUUAUCUGGAACUGCUGGACGUAUGAACGUAACACGUUCACUACGUUUAUUACUUGCAGUUUCCGUUUAUUUUAAAGAGAUACUCCCUUCCAAUGAAGUCAUGGAUUACCUACUCUGUAUUUUAUCUGAUGAAUACUCGUCAGUGCUUAAUGAUGAUAAUGAUGAAAAUGUAUCAUCGUCAUCUAAUUCAGAUUCUUAUGACGAUUCGUAUACAUUACAAGAAAUGGCUUUAAGUAUUCUAUGUUGUGUACUUGGUGGGGGUCCAAGUGGAACAUUUAGUAACACUGACUUAACUGAGCCUCUUCAAAAUAUCGCUGACAAACAAAAUCUUAGUAUUUAUGCUCAGUUAACUGAACGUUCAGAAGAAUUAUUACCAAUUUUACAUCGCUUUUGCUGUACAGGAAUUGCUCCCAUUUCUCUGGAAUCAUGUCAAAAUAGAGAGACUGCAGAAAAGUCUAUAAAAAAUAAUCGGAAAACAACAAAACAUGGAGCAAAAAUUCCUUCACCCAAGUUAAUAACAGAAGCUGUUUCAAAUAGUGUUGUUUGGCGUCGUGAAUGUCGUCGUUCCAAGCUAUCAAUACGUAUUUUGUUUUGUCUGUGCAAUGUUGUACGUCAUUUAUUAAAUUCAAAGAGUAAUUCUGAAACAAACAAUAUAGAUUUGGAUGAAGAAUCUACUAUAUUAGAGAAUGAUGAUUUAACUGACGAACUGAAAAGAUUAUAUACUUUAAAAUCUAAAAUUAAUGAAAUUCUCAAUGAUAUUGUUCAGGUUUGUAUUUCAUGCCCUACUCUAUCUAACGAUUACAUAUCCUGCCUCACUUCACUAAGCCAUAUUGCUUUAUUAUUUCCUGAUGUAUACAACGAAGAUAUUAAAAAUUUCAUUACAAAAUCUUUGGUACAACAAGUAUUAACAAUUGAACCAGAUGAUUUACGAAAUCAAGAACAAGAAAAAGACAAAAUGCAGAUAAACAGUGUGACAUCAAAGAACUUUUCAAAUCAACCCAACGCUCUUAGUUCUUGGUCACCUGAUAGUUUAGUCAGUAACUUAACUAAAGCAAAGAUUUCAGCUAUCAAACUAAUAACAAAUUGGUUAGUAGGUUUGAAAAAUGAAGUGAAACCUGUUGUUCAGGUUAUUAUUCGACUUCUUUAUCGUAUAAUCAUUCAUGAUGGCGAUUUAACAAAAAGUGGUAAAUUAUCAUACGGUGAAAUGUCAAGGCUGCGCUUAGUUGCCGCUACAUCUUGGUUAAAGCUUGCACGUUCUCAGGCUUAUGUUGAAUGUAUUGAAAUUGGCUGGUAUUUGUCAAUGAGCUAUAUAAUUUGUGAUCCAUGCCCACAAGUGCGUUCACACUUCUUAACUAAACUCAAUCAGGGUUUAUAUAAACUGAGUCUUCCUCUUGAGUACAUGGCUAUUUUCGCACACUCUGUUAAUGUAUCAGAACCUGCAUUUAAACAACGUGCAAAACAACUUUUUAUUGCGAAUAUCCAACGCCGUCGAGCAUUUUUAAAUAAACACCCUUCGUAUUUUCGUGAUGCCAAGUUUUUAUUUGGUCUGUUACCUGAUUAUGUAUUACCGUACGUGAUUUACUUACUCUCACAUGAUUCCAAAUGGACAAAACUAGAUGAUGUAGAAAUACUUAAUAAAAUCAAAAGUGCUUUAUGGUUCAUCAUGGAACCGAUUAUGUCUCAUGGUGAAAAUUUCAGUUUUUUACGAAAGAUUAUCGAAAAAAUUAAAUACGCACGAGAUGCCCUUCAUCCUGAUGAUACUCUGAUUAAUGAGAAACUGUAUACUGUAUGUGAUAUUUCUUUGGGUCUUUUAUUAUCACGUUGCAUUAACCCGACAAUUAAAGAGUAUCCGGUGGAUGUCAAGCUACCUAAAACUCUUUUUACCUCUGCACCAAGUGAUUUUCGUAAUCCUGAUUUUAAGCAGUUGAUAAAUAUCGGUUCAGAAAGUGAAGCACAAACAGGUACAGGCAUUAUAAAUUCACCUUCGGAAAUGCCCAUCAAAAAUAAGGUUCAACCACUUUUACAGUUCACUCCCAACAAACACACGAAAGCAUUUAAAGAAGGAUUAAUUCCUCCUGAGCUUGUAAAACCUAAAGGCGUUAACACUUCAAAGCCAAGGUAUUUAAUUAACUAUUUUUACACUAUAUUGGUUAUCGGUAAUGGCUAGAACAAUAAUAUAGUUCCGUCAUAUGGACAUAUUUUCUCACUAAGAUGAAACUGUUUAGUAGCUUAACGUGUUUUUAACCUAGGUAUUGACUUCUGGCUUUACCAAAUCUAAUUACCUCCCGGCCGGUGCCAAAAUGAUUCUUCGCUAGCAAUUUAGUAUUUGGUAAGAGUAUGCAGUGCUAAAAGAUGUAAAACAUUACAGUUAUGAGAAAAACAUAUCAAUAUUUUUCUCUUAAAUUUUUCCACUCAAUCAGGAGUUUUAUCAAGAAUCCUGGAAACCCAUUUAUGAUCCGAUUGUGGUCCAAUUAAAACUUCCCUCUGAACCGAAAAUGUUGAUUUCGUCCGUUCUAGGUAUAGUUAAUUACUUAUUACAAGGACUGAUAAAUAUAAAUCAGGUUUACACAAAUAUAUAGAUCUUGCACUGUAAACUAAACGUUUAUGACUACUUUUGAGUAGCCAAUUAUCUAAAUUUUCAAUAUUUAGUCGGAUUCUUCAUUGUUAUAUUAAAUUAGUCAUGAGAUGCUAAAUUAAUCAGUGUUGGUUUAUCUAAAAUCUAAAUGUUCUUUCAAUUACAUACAAACGGCUUACUUGAUUAAACUGGACCUAUUAACCGUGUACAAUUUCCUCACUGAUUAUCCCGUUUUUUUGAUUGUUUUUAUGAACUUUUCAAAGACUCAGAAUGGUUUUUUUCAUAUAGGAAAAAAGCAAAAGAAACAGUCAGUCAUAAGAAAAAGGAGAGAAAUGAGAUGGAAUUCAAGACUAAAUCAAAUAAUAAUAUUGACGAGCUAUCAGGGCAUGAAAGCAUCGACGAUAAUGAGAACUCUUUGUCAGACGGCCGAGAUAAAAAACAUCAACAACAGGAAGUUAUAUCCAUUUGUGUAGCAUCUACCAGUAGUAACAUGUUAUCCUCAGAAAUUGAUACUAAAGUUUGUGAUGAUGUUAUUACGAAAACACAGGAAGUUAGAUCGUCUCCCCCUCACCCAGAAGCUGUUAAUAAUAGGAAAAAGCGUCGAAAAACAACUCCGCAGGAAAAUCUUAAACGCCCACGCAUUAGUAAAUUAUCAGACUCAAAUUCAAACAAAAAACAAUCCACACUUGAUUUUGUUGUAAAAGGUAAUGAAAUUUCCUCAAACAAGACCUUUUCCCAAGUAAAGGAUACAAGUCAACAAUCGUCUUCCAUCUUACUGAGUAAGGAUGUAAACGUUAAGCUUAAAAAAAAACCAGAAUCCAGUAAUGCAAAGCAAAAUAAAUCUCGUCCUAAUAAAAACUCUAGAAGGAAUAUUAAAAAAUCCAUAUCAUCUAAAAAAAACGACCGAAACAUCUCAUUAAGAUCAAGGAACUUAGCAAUUUCAGAAAAUUCUCAGAAGCCUACUAAGAAUGCAGAAAGAACUUUACAUUCUGUUAACAAAAGGCCUGUGAGAAGUAAUGUAAGAAGUUCAUCGAGACUAAAAACCAAUAAACGUACAACUCUUCCGGAUGUCCUGUCAAGACGCCCAUCCUUGAGAAUGAGUGCGGUAAUCGCCAGACAAAAACUCUUAACCCCAAUGUCCCAGUCUAGCUCAAACUCGACGUCUCAAGUGACUCCAAAACGAAAGUGGUAAUACCUCUUGCGUAGCGGAGAUCCUGUUUUAAUUCUUUUGAAAUCAUUUUCCGAGGAUGAUUUGUUUUAAUAUUUUGUUGACCUGAUCUCGGGUUUUUUUGUAUCGAAUUAAUUUAUCUUUUUCAAUAACGUUUUAUUGCCUGAGUCCCAAAAAGUUCAUUUGCUACUAACCACCUAGUAAUAUUUCUUUGUAAAUUAUAUUUCUUCCUAAACGCAUUUAUCCACGAUUUUGUGCAUCUAAGAUAUGUGGACGUUUUAUUAAUAGCUCUCUUAUUCACUUUCCCGAAAUACACCUAUGCACUCAGACGACAAGAUUCUUUUUUUUCACUUCUCUCCAAAAAGACUUUCAAAAAACAAAGUAUACUAAUAUUUA
Molecule: messenger RNA, 6311 nt
Organism: Schistosoma rodhaini
Lineage: Eukaryota; Metazoa; Platyhelminthes; Trematoda; Strigeidida; Schistosomatidae
Source: the annotation of a GenBank genome assembly